AUGGAUAGUGCUACAAGUACAAGAAUAAAAAGCAGCAGAAACGUCCAUGCGAUCCAACUGAGCCGAUCGCCAGAGAAUAUCAUUCAAGCGAGAGAAGGUCAAUUUCGACACCAUCAACAACUGCGGCGGCAAAACAACAAGACGAGUGUGGGCAAUAAUGCUGCUACUACUACAACCAGUUGGGACUGGAGAGGGCGUCGACGAUUAGAUAAUGAUUCCAUUGGAGCCUUGUCGUUGUCGAAUUGUCAUUUGGUCCUGUGGACGGGCGAUAUCCAAUUGGGAUCUCCCGCGCAGACAUUUACACUGGAUUUUGACACUGGCUCGUCCGAUAUUUGGGUGCCCAGUGCCGACUGCGACUGCACGGCGUUUACGGGUUGGAGAAAAUACGAUUCUUCAGCCUCGUCGACCUACUCCAAAGUCGUUGCCAGCGCGCAUGAAUUUCAUACCGAAUAUGUCGAUGGAGAACAAGUGUCCGGCACGUAUGCCAUGGAUCGAUUGCAAUUGGGAGAGUUCGUCACCAUUCCCAAUCAAGUCUUUGCCCAAGUCACUAGUUUGGAAAACUUUCAAACCUGUUCCGUCGAAGAGGGAGUCUUUGGAUUGGCAUUUCGCAUGGAAUUCAACUCCUUUCCGUCGCCCUUGAAAAACUUGGCAGACUUGUUGCGUCAUCCCAUUUUUAGUCUCUAUUUGGAAUCCACAGAAGAUUAUCCACUGGACGAUGCACCUGCAAACAUUGGCAAUUUGGAGGGUAGUAUCCAACAACCAGACAUUCACGGGAAUCUACAGCAUGGCUUCAAACCAGCCGCAACGGCACAUUCCGAAUUAGUCUUUGGUGGUGUCAAUCAAAAACACUAUGAAGGAUGCAUAUCAUGGCAUGAACUGGGACAAUUCAGUCUCAGAGAUGGUUCUGUGUUUCAAGGAUACUGGGAUUUCAAAUUGGAUACCGUCAAACUGGGAGAUAGUCCCCUGUCGGCAUCGAGUACGCUGGCAUUGGUAGAUUCCGGUUCCACCUACGUUGUGGGUCCCAUUGAUGCUGUCGGCUAUGUGGCGGAACAAAAUCAGGCAGUUUGUUUCACCAUGGAUAAGGACGACCCGAAUGCCGAUCCAUCCAUUGUGGACUGUACAUCACCCUUUGGAUUUGAUGCCGCAUCCAUUGAUUGUGACCAGAAACAGUUCUUCUCCAUUGAGUUUGUGGCCGAUGAAACCAGCUACUUUUUAGGACGAGAAGAACUGGUCGAUGUCAUUGAAACAUCCGUGGGUCCCUUGUGUCUAUUGAAAAUUAUGGGGAAUCACGACAUUCCGGGAUGGGUAUUGGGAGACACGUUUCUCGCCAAGUAUUACUCGGUUUAUGACUUUGUCAAUAAACGGGUGGGAUUCGCCGAGUCAUCUCCUCAUAGCAGUACCAUUUGUGAUCUCGAUCUACCCCUGGAUCUAGCGUACGAAGGCACACCCAUUUCCAUUUCCGAGACGAUUGAGAGAACGCCCAACGCGGACUCGUCGUUCGACAGUCCGCCGGCUCCGGCAACGCCACAGAAAUCAUACGACAACAAGCCUUACUAUUCAUCGUCAUCGUCAUCGUCGUCCAGUGGUGGUGGGGAUGGUUUGCAGGCAUCCCACAAAUUUGGAAUUUCAGUGGGAGUGCUAGGAUUGGCCAUCAUUGCCCUGAUGAUGAUAACGAGGCGAGGUAGUCGACGAGAAGCUAGAUUCGAAGAGAUUCAAAUGGCUUCUAUUGAUGACGACAAUGACGGCUUAACAUUGUCUUAA
Molecule: messenger RNA, 1761 nt
Organism: Seminavis robusta
Lineage: Eukaryota; Bacillariophyta; Bacillariophyceae; Naviculales; Naviculaceae
Source: the annotation of a GenBank genome assembly